AUGAGUUGGACCUCUGGUGCGACCACAGCUUGGUAUCAACAUACAUCGUCUCCGAACAACGGAAGAGACAAACAGCUCGUUGCAUUGAAUAAGAUGCAAAAAGUGUAUGAGAAUUUCCCCGAGGUCACACUCACCGCCUUCGACGAGACCGGCAAAGUAGAAUCAACCAUUCCAGUGCCGUUGCAACGGACCUACACUGGCAGAAAGCCUGCCAUACGAUCUGAUCUGGCUGACAAAUUCUGCGCCAGUCUUAAAAUAAAAGAUGUGUUGAAGGAGCUCAAUGAGGCACUCCACACGUCAUAUACUCUCGACAACCCCAUCUUGCACUCCGUUCUUGAAUCCUCCAUCUUAGAAUAUGUCGACUUUGGCACUCUCUACGCUCACUUGCGCCCGUAUUGGUAUGACUUGACCACUGUCAAAUCCAUCCGCGAAGCAUCUCGGAGUCGAGAUCUGGAAAUGCGAAACACUAUGGUCACCAAUAAGAGGAUCGCCGACGGAAAUAUUCCACCACGGCGUGUUUGGGAUCUGUGUGCUAAUCGGGUGGUACCAUUCUGGGUGGCCUCUCGUCGGCCGUGGGCGAUAUCACACUCGUGGGUGUCUGAUGAGGAGCGCGAGGAUGUGCCGACGCCCAUCAAUGGAUGUGAAUGGCCGGUCCCGAUGCCGAAAGAUGCGGACCUUAACCUCAUCAGGAUCCAGAUGUUGAACAGCGGAGCUGAGGAGGAUCUGCGCACGAAAGAGUGGGAGAUCGACGUUCCCACCAUCGGAGCUAUCUAUCGCAAUACCAUCCGGACAGUGCAUUAUUACCUUAACGGGCUGGGUCGGCCAUUCAUUUUGAAGCCAGGGUACUUCGAAAAUGAACGGUGUUGGUUCAAGCGUGCGUGGACACUACAGGAGAUGGGCAAAAGUAGCAUGUACGCCACGCCGACCGUCGAUGACUCGGAAGACGAAUAUUUAAAAAGGAUGUUCGAGGAAAAAAUACGUUCAUUGCCUCUUUCCCCGCCACAAAAUGUAUUUGACGUCCUAUCGGAGAUGGACAAACGGAAGUCAAGAAAGCCUUUGGAUAAAGUAGCGGGCUUGGCAUACCUUCUCUGCGCAAAGUCUAUCCCCGUAUACGAUGAGACACAAUCUGAAAAGGCUGAGGAAGCUUGGGAAGCGCUCGUGUCGGUGAUGGCUGAGAAUUAUCUCGCGCAAUUGCUCUUCUUAUACCCUGAGCCUGGGGAUGGAGGGAAAUUUUGGCGGCCGUCAUGGAAACAGGCGACAGCGGCGCGUUUGCCUUAUAACUACUUUGAUUUGAAGCCUGGGUUCCUGCAGACAGAGGGGACAGAUACUGACUGGUGUCUGUGUACCUGUAUCAAGUCAGGCAAUGUACGAGGAUUGGCCAAGGCAUCAAACGAAGGGAUACCCCGACAGGGCGAGUUGGUGGUUAAAGACGACAGCGGGGCACUCCAUAUAAUCAAGAUCUUCGCCGAUCAUAAAUACCCGAUACUCGAUGGCUCGUAUACAUUGAUAGGCGAAGGAUUUCUGCCCUGGAGAUCCGUAACGAACUUGAACUUUUUAAGAUAUUGGGUAGUCGGGCGGCAACAAUCGCGUGGGAAGUUUGAAAAAAUAUCGGUGAUCCAAAUGGCAGAUGUUGACGAACGUUCCAAGCUUGAUAGACUUCACGUCGCGCAGCACAACGUUCAACCUUUCACCGCUAGCGGCGGGGACAGGGCCAUAUUCCAUGUACCUCCGCGAAUUGUUGCAUGA
Desarmillaria tabescens is the source of this 1746-nucleotide messenger RNA. RefSeq lists its product as uncharacterized. The record is from RefSeq and is a predicted model, not a curated record. NCBI's taxonomy places the organism in Eukaryota, Fungi, Basidiomycota, Agaricomycetes, Agaricales, Physalacriaceae. Bases 1 to 1746 code for a protein of 581 amino acids. The transcript has 5 exons.